GCUGAAGGGAAGUAAAGUCAUGUUUUUGUUUUCAGACGACUGAAAACUCGAGUCUACUCAACUCAGGGGGAUAAAAGAGAGAGAAACAGAGAUUUGUGUGUUGAGGUUCAAGAUCUUGUCAGAUCCACCAAAACGAACUAUUUAGUCAGAUCAAGGAUGACCUUCUUCAAUGAGUUCACAUGGAGAUUGUAUCAGGCACUGGGAUGUGGAUAGAAUAGUGUUUCAUGGUUGUUUUAGGUGUGAUGGUUAAUUGACAUGUUUAGCUUUUGUUGUUUUGUGUGAAAGAACACUCAAAUAAGGGUGAUGGGGAGAGAGCCCAUGGAUGUACACAUGGAUAAGAAGCCAAAUGGUGUUGUGAAGUCAAAUGGUGCAUCUCAUGAUAAUGUUUAUGUUGCCCCAAAAAUUUCAGAAGACCUCAUUGAAGCAAAGGACUAUGAUGUGAAAGAAUGCACUGCAGAAAACUCUGUUGAUGGUUGUUGUGACAAACAAGAUGUAGUAGUUGUUAAAAGCAAAAACUUUGAUACUGAUGGGGCUGAGGAUCAAAAUGAGAGUCAUGGAUCUCAGAAGUCAAGCUUUCCUACACCUAAACCUCAUGGUCCGGCUCAUGUCCGUACAAAUAAAACUGUCUCUCAGCCUUUUGCUCUGGCAACUGAAAAGCGUGCAUCAGGCAUAAAUCGGCGGUUUGGGUCUGAAACUGUAGCUGAUGUUAACAAUGUCCAAACCCCUAUGCCUAAGAAGAUGUUACAGCCAAGCUCACCCCUGACAUCAAAGAAGUUAUCUCAACUUGAUAAUAAGAAGUUCCCAGAUGAAGAAGAUAAUUGGUCUGUUGCUUCCUCUACUGCUACAUCUGUCCGAAAGGUAACCGUUGGAACUGCUCCUAAAUUUCGAUCUUAUGAACGUGCUGAGAAACGGAAGGAGUUCUACACAAAAUUAGAGCAAAAGCAACGAGCAUUAGAAGCAGAGAAAACCCAGUGUGAAGCAAGACAAAAGGAAGAGCAAGAAGCUGCCAUUAAGCAGCUUAGAAAGAGCAUGGUUGUCAAAGCAAAUCCAGUUCCUAGUUUUUACUAUGAGCCGCCCCCACUGAAGACUGAGCUUAAGAAGCUUCCAUUGACAAGACCCAAAUCUCCAAAACUAAACAGCUUAAGCCGGAGAAAGAGCUGCAGUGAUGUAGUUACUUCCCCUGAUGGCAAGGAAAAAGUUUGUGCUCGAGCACAGCGCCACAGCCUUGGUACCGGCAAAGUAGAAUCCCCUGCAUCCACUACAAAAGUUAAGGUGCCAGGACAGAAUACUAAUGGCUCUUGCAAGGUGAAAAACCAACUGAAGCAGGCAGAGACAACACAUGCCUCCCCUCAGAAGAUCACAGAGCAAGCCAUUGCAGAUAUCAGUGUUGAGUCCUGAACUGCUGGUUUUUGACCAUUCAAGUUGGAGAAAAAGUCUUCAAUUUUCAUUACUACCAUAUGGACGUUCCAAAAGAUGUAGCCUGUUUCUUUUCAGCUACAAUGACUUGUUUUAAUUAAGUGGUUUGUGUUGAUGUGAAAUGUAUAUUUUUGUAAGUUAUCUUGGUACAUAUCAUGUUUUAUAGAGUUAGCAAUUUUAGCUUGGACCAAGCUUUGUUGUUUCAUCAAACAUUUUACUUGGCAAAUGGAACUUGAUGUUCUAAGUUGUCUCA
Molecule: messenger RNA, 1669 nt
Organism: Mangifera indica (mango)
Lineage: Eukaryota; Viridiplantae; Streptophyta; Magnoliopsida; Sapindales; Anacardiaceae
Product: protein WVD2-like 1
Exons: 8
Coding region: 304-1398 (364 amino acids)
Biological process (GO): microtubule cytoskeleton organization
Molecular function (GO): microtubule binding
Source: RefSeq, a predicted model, not a curated record